This is a messenger RNA of Penicillium brasilianum, 1950 nucleotides long. The record is from the annotation of a GenBank genome assembly. Lineage: Eukaryota; Fungi; Ascomycota; Eurotiomycetes; Eurotiales; Aspergillaceae.
AUGAAAGCUGCCACAUCAUCAGCUUCAUCUCGUGGUAAGAGGUCGCCGGAUGCUCUUCGGGAGCAGAGGCCCCGAAAGAGAGAGAAAUAUGCCAAGAUGGCCUGCUCCCUGUGCAAGAUUCGCAAGGUCAAAUGCAGUGGCAGCCAGCCGUGCAACCGCUGUGAGGAGCUUCAUAGCCAAUGCACAUUCAACGAGCCGUUUCAGCCUGAUGCUGCCGACAGCAUUGAUCCACAGCAAGCGAAUCGAGAUCCUGAAGUCACGGUUCAGCGAAUGAACAGAAUCUGUGACCAAAUGCAACAAUCCAUCGGCCGCUUUUGUAUGGCUCCUCCGCGUCGGGCGUCCUGUCUGCAACGAAAACAAGAGAACGACGAGUUACCUCAGCCAAAUAAACCUCUCACCCCUACUGAUCCUGGACACACCCUGAGCCUCACACAGGAUGCUAUGAGAGAAAGGGGCCUACUAUCUCCUCCGCACUCGGAAGAUGGGCCUCAUUUAGUCGCCCAAGACGAGUUGAAAUUCCCAGAUGCUUUGAUCAAUACACUGCAAGCUGCACGGCCUUUGCUGGAACUCGGUCACGCCAAGGUCACUCAGCUAUUCACCACAUUUCGAGAUGAGGUCUAUCCUUUCUAUCCUUGCGUCAGCUUAGACUUGGGUCGUGAAGCUGUGAACGCUGUCUUUUCACUGUUCAAGGGUACUUCCCACGGUCCUAUUAUCAACGUCGAUAUGAUCGACGUAGAGAUCACAAAGGCUGUUGUGGGAAUAGCCUUGUUGCUCAGAGACGACACGCAAAGCUCUCUAGUCUCCGAUCUCGAAGGUCAGCUAAUAUGGAGUGUUGAGACUUGUUUAGAUCAGGAGAAGUCCCAAAUUGAGGACAUCGUCAUGGCAACAUUGCUGUCAAUCUACCUAGGCCUCAAACAAAGACCAAUUAAAGCAUGGCGAAUAGCUGGAAUGGCUGCCAAAUUGUGUCUCGAGCUCGGCCUCCAUCGAUCAAGGUUCUUCGAAGAUUCUCAAGUACUCCCACGGCGUAUGGCUGACUGGAAGCGUCUAUUUGCUUGUGUCUAUCGCCUGGACAGGCAAUGGAGUUUCCAUACCGGCCUACCGUGGACACUACAUGGCAGAGAAAUUAACGUGUCUGCAAUCACAAUAGAACCGCUAGAGUCCUAUAUAUCAACCAUGAUUUCCCUAGACAAAAAUCUUUCCGAGACCUGGACUGCCGUCAACGCCACAUCAUCUCAAACCAAAAGCAGCGAGGAACGGGUCGAAUUCCUCAACUUUCAACUACAAAAGCUCGUCGACAAGAUACCGCCAGGGGACUUCAAGAACCUAGAGGCGGAAGUAGCUCCCCCACCCUGGCUACAAGCUGGACUGAAACGAUUCUGCCAUCUCCGCGUGCACCACAUUAAAAUUCUCACGCAAAUAAGCGCAAGCGGCUCAAUCAAGGAUCUCAUGUCAAACCGAAUCUCGACAAAUACUCUCGUCACUGCAGCCGCAAAAUCAGUCGACCUGCACUUAGAAAUGGUCACUGCGGGCGAAAUAAGUCCACUCGUGUUACCCACGAUGAUCAAAUUGCUUCUCGCCUCUCUAUCCCUCAUGAUGUUUGCCGUUUCACACCGUCCUGAGGAGUACAGUUCACUUUGUAGCAAGCCCUUCCAAAUAGCCAUCCAAAUCCUCAGCGACGCGCAAAGCUACGUCAAUGACCCGAAUCUGAAUAUUUGGGGUACUUUGCAUAUCUUGGAGAAGGUCGUUGAGGCGAGUCAGAGAUCACGGUCCCAGGGUUCGGAGCCCUUAAUUAGUCGCAAAGAAGAGAUCGGCAGCCGCGUUGAUCGGGGUGGGGCCUUUGAUGAAGGGAACGUCUUUGGGGAGCUAGCUACGCCAGACUCGGAAUUCUUCUCUAUAUUGGGAAGUAUGGCAGCGACGGACAUAUUGCAUAUGGAUGAUAUCUUUGGCUAA